GGUACCUAACUUCUAGUACUGUAGAAGGUACCUAAAGUACCUAACGCUUAAGGGAACUCUGUACCACGUACAUACAUACAUAGGAUAGGUAGGUGGGGGAGGCUAGUGGUUUUAGAUAGGCAGUAGCCUAGAUCCUACAUACCCCGUACGUCUCCCGAAUUAUAAGCAUCAUACAUGUACCUACAUAGAGGCUGCAGGUGCCCUAUGCCAUGUAAAGGAUUGAAGCUGAGCGGCUGAUCUUUGUGGCUUGUCCAUCUCCCAUUUUACCACCUCGACCUCCUACAACCGCCUCCAUUCUUCACUUCUCUCAUCCGAACAUUCAACCUUUAAAACGCUUUCUCUUAUUUCUUCCCUCUCCUUGUUCAGUAAUAAACACUGGAUUACGCUUGUAUCUUUGUUGGAACUCGGAUUAUUGGCAUAGAAGCCAUUUUUUUUACUUUUUAGUAGCAACCCCUCCUAUUCGAACGAACCCUGGCUGGAUCCUAGGCGUCGAUCCUCGCUCCUUUCCCUUUUCUUACCUCGUAUCGCCCGACCUGUGUCUCGAGCACAGAGUCGAUGUCGCUUUCUUCCACAAUUGCCUCUCUCGCAUACGAAACCUCAUCCGCAACAAUCACCGCUACCCCUGAUGCAGUUAUAGGAGUUGACCUCCCUUCUGCUACCAACGACGUGGCCUCGCUUCUUACUACCACCGCGACGGCGAUAGCAGCUGCCGCAACAACGGCCAUGUCCGGCCCUGAAGAUGAUUAUGGCGGGGAGGGAGAGUGCCAGCUUGUUGGGCCAUUUGCUUUAAUCGUACAACUCGCGCUGGGUGGAUUGGCGCUUCUAUCUCUCGUUUACAAGCGGUGGCGGGAAAGGCCUCAACGACCCGUCAAGAUCUGGUUCUUCGAUGUGUCGAAGCAGGUGUUCGGGUCGGUCUUGGUGCACAUCGCGAACGUUUUUAUGUCGAUGCUUACAAGCGGCCGGUUUUCUAUGAAGUUGGAUCCGGUCACCGUGCAGACGGCAGAGAGGUUACUACGAAGAGAGGACGAAUAUGUCCCGAACCCUUGUUCAUUCUACUUAUUGAAUUUGGCUAUUGAUACUACUAUCGGUAUUCCUAUUCUUAUCAUCCUCCUCCGUAUCUUCACCGGCCUCGUAGCAUAUACUCCCUGGGGAAAGCCGCCAGAGUCAAUCCAGUCUGGCAACUACGGCAGCCCACCUAACGCCUGGUGGUGGUUAAAACAAUCUGUCAUCUACUUUUGCGGCCUGUUUGGCAUGAAGAUCUGCGUUCUUAUCAUAUUCUUGAUAAUACCAUGGAUAUCACGCGUAGGAGAUUGGGCGCUCAGAUGGACCGAAGGCAACGAGCGCGUACAGAUCGUAUUCGUCAUGAUGUUAUUCCCACUUAUCAUGAAUGCGAUACAGUACUACAUUAUCGACAGUUUUAUCAAGUUGAAAGAACCUGGCCACGAAAGUCUUCUUCCAUCGGAAGGCGGAGAUGGACGAGAUUCCUUUGAUGAUGCGCUUAUCGAAAGUGACGACGAAUCGAUCAGCGGAGAGAGCAAUGAAAGCAUGAAGCUCUCCAACUCUAGGAAUUUCCAGAGGGCAGACAUAAAGGGCCCAGAUGGCAGACGUGAAGAAUACGACCCGGACCUAGAUGGGCAAACGAUAAUAGGAAGCAGCAGGAGUCAAGAAAGGGGAAAACUAUUACCUAAAGAAUUAGUUCCUCCAGAGUAACGUGGGCUCCCUUUUUUUCUUUCUUGAACUUUAGCAUUGGCCAAAUAUACAGUUUGUAAAUUCUAUGUUAUGAUAUACAAACUAUAAUCUUUUUAGUACGGUCGUGAUUGGAUAUCUCAAAUAUGGACAAUAUAUGGUUGGGUUCAUACAAGAAGCGGUAAAGUCUGGAAUAGCGGUGGAUCGGUUAGGCGUCUGGUUGCCAAUAGCCUUAGCGGAAAUGUGCAGAAGUAAAUAUGCAGAAAUGUUAGCUGCAUAUUAUGACUAUUAGUUGGCCUUCGU
Messenger RNA from Daldinia loculata, 1989 nucleotides. Its product is annotated as vacuolar membrane protein-domain-containing protein. Lineage: Eukaryota; Fungi; Ascomycota; Sordariomycetes; Xylariales; Hypoxylaceae. The transcript has 2 exons. Gene Ontology annotation, cellular component: membrane. The coding region runs from base 556 to 1710 and encodes 384 amino acids. The record is from RefSeq and is a predicted model, not a curated record.